Molecule: messenger RNA, 2721 nt
Organism: Closterium sp. Naga37s-1
Lineage: Eukaryota; Viridiplantae; Streptophyta; Zygnematophyceae; Desmidiales; Closteriaceae
Source: the annotation of a GenBank genome assembly
AUGCGCUUUGAGGCAGGCUUUGAGGCAGGCUUUGAGGCAGGCUUUGAGGCAGGCUUUGAGGCAGGCUUUGAGGCAGGCUUUGAGGCAGGCUUUGAGGCAGGCUUUGAGGCAGGCUUUGAGGCAGGCUUUGAGGCAGGCUUUGAGGCAGGCUUUGAGGCAGGCUUUGAGGCAGGCUUUGAGGCAGGCUUUGAGGCAGGCUUUGAGGCAGGCUUUGAGGCAGGCUUUGAGGCAGGCUUUGAGGCAGGCUUUGAGGCAGGCUUUGAGGCAGGCUUUGAGGCAGGCUUUGAGGCAGGCUUUGAGGCAGGCUUUGAGGCAGGCUUUGAGGCAGGCUUUGAGGCAGGCUUUGAGGCAGGCUUUGAGGCAGGCUUUGAGGCAGGCUUUGAGGCAGGCUUUGAGGCAGGCUUUGAGGCAGGCUUUGAGGCAGGCUUUGAGGCAGGCUUUGAGGCAGGCUUUGAGGCAGGCUUUGAGGCAGGCUUUGAGGCAGGCUUUGAGGCAGGCUUUGAGGCAGGCUUUGAGGCAGGCUUUGAGGCAGGCUUUGAGGCAGGCUUUGAGGCAGGCUUUGAGGCAGGCUUUGAGGCAGGCUUUGAGGCAGGCUUUGAGGCAGGCUUUGAGGCAGGCUUUGAGGCAGGCUUUGAGGCAGGCUUUGAGGCAGGCUUUGAGGCAGGCUUUGAGGCAGGCUUUGAGGCAGGCUUUGAGGCAGGCUUUGAGGCAGGCUUUGAGGCAGGCUUUGAGGCAGGCUUUGAGGCAGGCUUUGAGGCAGGCUUUGAGGCAGGCUUUGAGGCAGGCUUUGAGGCAGGCUUUGAGGCAGGCUUUGAGGCAGGCUUUGAGGCAGGCUUUGAGGCAGGCUUUGAGGCAGGCUUUGAGGCAGGCUUUGAGGCAGGCUUUGAGGCAGGCUUUGAGGCAGGCUUUGAGGCAGGCUUUGAGGCAGGCUUUGAGGCAGGCUUUGAGGCAGGCUUUGAGGCAGGCUUUGAGGCAGGCUUUGAGGCAGGCUUUGAGGCAGGCUUUGAGGCAGGCUUUGAGGCAGGCUUUGAGGCAGGCUUGAGGCAGGCUUUGAGGCAGGCUUUGAGGCAGGCUUUGAGGCAGGCUUUGAGGCAGGCUUUGAGGCAGGCUUUGAGGCAGGCUUUGAGGCAGGCUUUGAGGCAGGCUUUGAGGCAGGCUUUGAGGCAGGCUUUGAGGCAGGCUUUGAGGCAGGCUUUGAGGCAGGCUUUGAGGCAGGCUUUGAGGCAGGCUUUGAGGCAGGGCUUUGAGGCAGGCUUUGAGGCAGGCUUUGAGGCAGGCUUUGAGGCAGGCUUUGAGGCAGGCUUUGAGGCAGGCUUUGAGGCAGGCUUUGAGGCAGGCUUGAGGCAGGCUUUGAGGCAGGCUUUGAGGCAGGCUUUGAGGCAGGCUUUGAGGCAGGCUUUGAGGCAGGCUUUGAGGCAGGCUUUGAGGCAGGCUUUGAGGCAGGCUUUGAGGCAGGCUUUGAGGCAGGCUUUGAGGCAGGCUUUGAGGCAGGCUUUGAGGCAGGCUUUGAGGCAGGCUUUGAGGCAGGCUUUGAGGCAGGCUUUGAGGCCAGGCUUUGAGGCAGGCUUUGAGGCAGGCUUUGAGGCAGGCUUUGAGGCAGGCUUUGAGGCAGGCUUUGAGGCAGGCUUUGAGGCAGGCUUUGAGGCAGGCUUUGAGGCAGGCUUUGAGGCAGGCUUUGAGGCAGGCUUUGAGGCAGGCUUUGAGGCAGGCUUUGAGGCAGGCUUUGAGGCAGGCUUUGAGGCAGGCUUUGAGGCAGGCUUUGAGGCAGGCUUUGAGGCAGGCUUUGAGGCAGGCUUUGAGGCAGGCUUUGAGGCAGGCUUUGAGGCAGGCUUUGAGGCAGGCUUUGAGGCAGGCUUUGAGGCAGGCUUUGAGGCAGGCUUUGAGGCAGGCUUUGAGGCAGGCUUUGAGGCAGGCUUUGAGGCAGGCUUUGAGGCAGGCUUUGAGGCAGGCUUUGAGGCAGGCUUUGAGGCAGGCUUUGAGGCAGGCUUUGAGGCAGGCUUUGAGGCAGGCUUUGAGGCAGGCUUUGAGGCAGGCUUUGAGGCAGGCUUUGAGGCAGGCUUUGAGGCAGGCUUUGAGGCAGGCUUUGAGGCAGGCUUUGAGGCAGGCUUUGAGGCAGGCUUUGAGGCAGGCUUUGAGGCAGGCUUUGAGGCAGGCUUUGAGGCAGGCUUUGAGGCAGGCUUUGAGGCAGGCUUUGAGGCAGGCUUUGAGGCAGGCUUUGAGGCAGGCUUUGAGGCAGGCUUUGAGGCAGGCUUUGAGGCAGGCUUUGAGGCAGGCUUUGAGGCAGGCUUUGAGGCAGGCUUUGAGGCAGGCUUUGAGGCAGGCUUUGAGGCAGGCUUUGAGGCAGGCUUUGAGGCAGGCUUUGAGGCAGGCUUUGAGGCAGGCUUUGAGGCAGGCUUUGAGGCAGGCUUUGAGGCAGGCUUUGAGGCAGGCUUUGAGGCAGGCUUUGAGGCAGGCUUUGAGGCAGGCUUUGAGGCAGGCUUUGAGGCAGGCUUUGAGGCAGGCUUUGAGGCAGGCUUUGAGGCAGGCUUUGAGGCAGGCUUUGAGGCAGGCUUUGAGGCAGGCUUUGAGGCAGGCUUUGAGGCAGGCUUUGAGGCAGGCUUUGAGGCAGGCUUUGAGGCAGGCUUUGAGGCAGGCUUUGAGGCAGGCUUUGAGGCAGGCUUUGAGGCGGCUUUGAGGCAGGCUUUGAGGCAGGCUUUGAGGCAGGCUUUGAGCAGGCUUUGA